GGACUAUCACUCAGAUUUGCUUUCAACAGCCAUGAUGAUGAUGAGGAAACUAUCAUGCCUGGCAAUUUUGCUGUUUUGUGGGGUCUGUGCUGCUGAGGGAGAGCAGAAGCAGCUGACUUGGCUCCAAGAGAACAUCUACAGCAAUAUGGGCAUCUGCUGGAUCAUGGGCAACCCCCACUACCGCACCUUUGACAACCACUAUUACAGCUUCAUGGGUAACUGCACCUAUGUCAUGGCUUCCAGUAAAUGCAGUGACAGCGGUAACACUCCUUUCUUUGAAGUGGAGGUCAAAAAUGAAAACAGCCCAAAGUCAGAGAUCCCUGAUGUAGAAAUGGUUGUUGUCAAAGUCUAUGACUACACCUUCACUAUUUACCGGACAGAAUAUGGAAUAGUGAGAUUCAACAAUAACCUGUGGAACCUCCCAAUGUACCUUGAUGAUAGAGUGGCCGUGCUUCCCAGUGGCAUGUCUGUCCUGCUGAAGACCGACUUCGGCCUAUCGGUGCAGUAUGACUGGCAGCAGUACCUGGUGGUCAUGGUGCCCGAUAGCUUCAAAGGCAUGACCUGUGGCCUCUGUGGAAACUUCAACGACAAAGAUAGCGAUGACAUGCUUCUGCCCAAUGGCAGCCCCGCAGGCAGCACUGCGGCACUGGGCAAGGGCUGGAGAGUGCCAGGAGUGGUCGACGAUGCCACCUGUCGGGAUGAGUGUGACAACCAGUGCGAGAAGUGCGAGCACGGCUCCUUCCUCGAGCACGUGACUGGGAAGGUCUUCUGCAGUCUCAUGACACAGGUGAUGAACGGGCCACUGAGUGGGUGCAGUGCCGUCAUCCCAAGGAACGUCUACAACGACUACUGCCAGUAUGAUGUGUGCAUGGGAAAGAGCAUGAAGAAAUUCCUCUGUGACACCCUGCAUGUGUACACUGAUGCCUGCCAAAGAGCUGGAGUCAAGGUCCUCAACUGGAGAGGAUUGGUUGGUUGCCAUGAUCCCCAAUGCCCUAAGAACAGCCACUAUGAGCAUUGUGGCAGUGCCUGCCCAGCCACAUGUGACAACCCAAGGGCUCCAUCAGAGUGUGGUGGGCGAUGUGUUGAGGGUUGUAUGUGCGAUGACGGCUUUGUGCUCAGGGGCAACGAAUGUAUCCCCCAGUCCCAUUGUGGAUGCCUCUAUGAAAAGACAGGAAGUUAUGUGAAACCUGGAAAGUCCUUCUGGACAGACAACUGCCAGAAAUUCUGUACCUGUGAGCCCAGUAAUGGUCAAUUGGUUUGCCAAUCAGAGGGGUGUUCAGACGGACAACAGUGCAAAGUGGUGAAGGGAAUCAUAGGCUGCUAUGCCUCAUCUAACGGCAUUUGCACCAUCUCAGGAGACCCCCAUUAUAAAACAUUCGACAACCACCUCUACUCUUUCCAAGGCAAUUGCACAUACACUGCUGCCAAGGCCACCCACAUUGAGGGCACACACCUCCAUCCCUUUACAGUGGUGGUAGAGAAUGAGAAGUGGCAGAAUACAGAGCUUACUGCUGCCAAAGCUGUUGCUGUGGAGGUUUAUGGGCAAACAUUGGUACUGAGGAAAAACCAAAUUGGAGUAGUCAUGGUGGAUGGUGUUCUUAUGAAUUUGCCAGUGAAUCUAAAUAAUGGCCAAGUGGAAGUUUAUCAAGAUGGCAGCUAUGAUGUCAUCAAAACCGAUUUUGGCCUGAUAGUGACAUACGACCUGGUAUACCGCGUCACUGUAACUGUUCCUGGCUCAUAUCAUGGUAAGACCAGUGGCCUGUGUGGCAACUUCAACGGUAACAAGAAUGACGAGUACAUGCUGCCUGACGGCAAGGAGACAAAAAGCAUCAAAGAGUUUGGUGCAGCCUGGAAGGAAUCUGUGCAAGGUGUGGUGUGUGAUGAUGGCUGCACCGGUGAUUUCUGCCCCAAGUGUGCUGAGGAUAAGAAACGCAUCUUUGAGGCUGACUGCAGCAUCAUCAAAAACGCCAAUGGCCCCUUUGCUGCCUGUCUCAGCGUCAUCGAUCCAGAGUCAUACUUCAGGGACUGUGUCUAUGAUGUCUGCAUGGGCAAUGGAGACCGCAACAUGCUCUGCCACAGCAUUGCUGCAUAUGUGUCUGACUGCCAGGACUUUGGUGUUGCCAUAAAGGACUGGAGAACCCCAACCUUCUGUCCCCUGUCCUGCCCUGCCAACAGUCACUACCAGAUCUGUGCCGAGACCUGCAACUCACCCUGUCCUGGCCUCGCAAAUAUUGUCAGCUGCCCCAAAACCUGUGCAGAGGGCUGUGCCUGUGACUCUGAGUACUCUUUCAAUGGGGUCAACUGUGUUAAAUCAGAUGAGUGCAGCUGCUACUAUGAUGGACACACAUACAAGAUUGGUGAGACUGCUAUCAGCGACGACUGCACUGAGCGCAUUACCUGCCAGUCUGCUGGUGUUGUGAAGCGAGAAAGCAUCCACUGCAAGAGCGACGAAAUCUGCAAAGUGAAGAAUGGUGUCCGUGGUUGCUUUAACCCCAGCUGCGUCUAUAAUGGACACACAUACAAGAGUGGUGAGUCUGUGGUCAACGAGGACUGUACUGAGCGCAUUACCUGUCAGGCCUCUGGUAUACAGCACGAACGCAUCCACUGCAAGAGUGGCGAAAUCUGCAUGAUCAAAUACGGUGCCCGUGGUUGCUUUUCCCCCAUCAGCUGCGUCUAUAAUGGACACACAUAUAAGAGUGGUGAGUCUGUGGUCAACGAGGACUGUACCGAGCGCAUUACCUGUCAGUCAUCUGGCAUUGUGCAGCACGAACGCAUCCACUGCAAUAGCGACGAAGUCUGCAAGGUGAAGGAAGGUGUCCGCGGUUGCUUUACCCCCACCAGCUGCGUCUAUAAUGGACGCACAUACAAGAGUGGUGAGUCUGUGGUCAACGAGGACUGUACCGAGCGCAUUACCUGUCAGUCAUCUGGCAUUGUGCAGCACGAACGCAUCCACUGCAAUAGCGACGAAGUCUGCAAGGUGAAGGACGGUGUCCGCGGUUGCUUUACCCCCACCAGCUGCGUCUAUAAUGGACGCACAUAUAAGAGUGGUGAGUCUGUGGUCAACGAGGACUGUACCGAGCGCAUUACCUGUCAGUCAUCUGGCAUUGUGCAGCACGAACGCAUCCACUGCAAUAGCGACGAAGUCUGCAAGGUGAAGGACGGUGUCCGCGGUUGCUUUACCCCCACCAGCUGCGUCUAUAAUGGACGCACAUACAAGAGUGGUGAGUCUGUGGUCAACGAGGACUGUACCGAGCGCAUUACCUGUCAGCCAUCUGGCAUUUUGCAGCACAAACCCAUCCACUGCAAGAGUGACGAAAUCUGCAUGAUCAAAUACGGUGUCCGCGGUUGCUUUUUGCUCCCCAUCUGCAUCUAUAAUGGACGCACAUACACUGUUGGUGAGUCUGUGGUCAAUGAGGACUGUACCGAGCGCAUUACCUGUCUGCCAUCUGGCAUUGUUCAGCACGAACCCAUCUACUGCAAUAGCGAUGAAGUCUGCAAGGUGAUGAAUGGUGUCCGCGGUUGCUUUAGCCCCACCCAGUGCUACUAUAAUGGACGCACAUACAAGAUGGGUGAGUCUGUGAUCAAAGAGGACUGUACCGAGCGCAUUACCUGUCAGUCCUCUGGAAUUGUGCAGCGCGAACCCAUCCACUGCAAUAGCGACGAAGUCUGCAAGGUGAAUGACGGUGUCCGCGGUUGCUUUAGCCCCAACAGCUGCUACUAUGAUGGACACAGAUAUAAGAUGGGUGAGUCUGUGGUAAACGAGGACUGUACCGAGCGCAUUACCUGUCAGUCCUCUGGAAUUGUGCAGCACAAACCCAUCCACUGCAAUAGCGACGAAGUCUGCAAGGUGAAUGACGGUGUCCGCGGUUGCUUUAGCCCCAACAGCUGCUACUAUGAUGGACACAGAUAUAAGAUUGGUGAGUCUGUGGUCAACAAGGACUGUACCGAGCGCAUUACCUGUCAACCAUCCGGCAUUUUGCAGCCCGAAACCAUGCACUGCAAGAAUGACGAAAUUUGCAUGAUCAAAUAUGGUGUCCGUGGUUGCUUUUCCCUCCCCAUCUGCGUCUAUAAUGGACACGCAUACAAGAUUGGUGAGUCUGUGGUCAACGAGGACUGUACCGAGCGCAUUACCUGUCAGCCAUCUGGCAUUGUGCAGCACGAACCCAUCUACUGCAAUAGCGACGAAGUCUGCAAGGUGAAGGACGGUGUCCGCGGUUGCUUUAGCCCCACCAGUUGCGUCUAUGAUGGACGCACAUACAAGAGUGGUGAGUCUGUGGUCAACGAGGACUGUACCGAGCGCAUUACCUGUCAGCCAUCUGGCAUUAUGCAGCACGAACGCAUCCACUGCAAUAGCGACGAAGUCUGCACGAUCAAAUACGGUGUCCGUGAUUGUUUUUCCCUCCCCAGCUGCCACUAUGAUGGACACACAUACAAGAUUGGUGAGUCUGUGGUAAACGAGGACUGUACCGAGCGCAUUACCUGUCAGUCAUCUGGCAUUUUGCAGCACGAACCCAUCUACUGCAAUAGCGACGAAGUCUGCAAGGUGAAGGACGGUGUCCGCGGUUGUUUUACCCCCACCAGUUGCGUCUAUGAUGGACGCACAUACAAGAUUGGUGAGUCUGUGGUAAACGAGGACUGUACCGAGCGCAUUACCUGUCAGUCAUCUGGCAUUGUGCAGCACGAACCCAUCUACUGCAAUAGCGACGAAGUCUGCAAGGUGAAGGACGGUGUCCGCGGUUGUUUUACCCCCACCAGUUGCGUCUAUGAUGGACGCACAUACAAGAUUGGUGAGUCUGUGGUAAACGAGGACUGUACCGAGCGCAUUACCUGUCAGCCAUCUGGCAUUGUGCAGCACGAACCUAUCUACUGCAAUAGCGACGAAGUCUGCAAGGUGAAGGACGGUGUCCGCGGUUGUUUUACCCCCACCAGUUGCGUCUAUAAUGGACGCACAUACAAGAUUGGUGAGUCUGUGGUAAACGAGGACUGUACCGAGCGCAUUACCUGUCAGUCAUCUGGCAUUGUGCAGCACGAACCCAUCUACUGCAAUAGCGAUGAAGUCUGCAAGGUGAAGGACGGUGUCCGCGGUUGUUUUACCCCCACCAGUUGCGUCUAUGAUGGACGCACAUACAAGAUUGGUGAGUCUGUGGUAAACGAGGACUGUACCGAGCGCAUUACCUGUCAGCCAUCUGGCAGUGUGCAGCACGAACGCAUCCACUGCAAUAGCGACGAAGUCUGCACGAUCAAAUACGGUGUCCGUGAUUGUUUUUCCCUCCCCAGCUGCGACUAUGAUGGACACACAUACAAGAUUGGUGAGUCUGUGAUCAACGAGGACUGUACCGAGCGCAUUACCUGUCAGCCAUCGGGCAUUGUGCAGCACGAACGUAUCCACUGCAAUAGCGACGAAGUCUGCAAGGUGAAGGACGGUGUCCGCAACUGCUACCACCAAGUCCAUCAAUGCACAAUAGCAACCAAUGCAGCUCUCACCACGUUCAGUGGGAGUGGCGGCGACAUUGAUGUCUCAGGGGCCUUUGACAUUGUGAAAGUGUGUGACGGGUCUGUGGUAAAGGAGUGGUUCCGUGUGGUCGUGAAGCUCCAGGAAUGUGGACGUGCUGGCCUGAGGCGUGUUGAGGCUGUCUAUGUCUUCUUUGAUGCUCUGGCCAUUACUGUUAAUGCCAAGCACCAGACUUGGGUUAAUGGCAGGAGAGUCAACCUGCCUAGUCUGCUUAAGAACGAGAUCUCAGUGAAAAUCUCCGAGAAGACAGUGGUCAUUGAGAAGAUGUCAGCCCUGCGUGUGACCUACAGCAUGACACAGGAUAUCAGCGUGACUGUCAGUGACCACUUUGCUGACAAGGUGUGCGGAGCUUGUGGGAAAAUGACUGGAGAUGUCAGCAUCACAGUUGACAGCAAGUCCAUCAAAAAGUGGAUGGACUCCUGGAGAGCACCUGACUUCCCAACCUGUGAGCAGUAAAUCAAUGGGAUCCAGUCCGGUAGUCAUCGACAGUACUGACAUUUUCAUCCACUUUUUCGCCCAUCGACAAUGAAUUGAAUCAGUUCACUUCUAUUGUAAAUGUAAUUGCAGUAGUUACCUCCUCUUUAAAAGCUAUUUCACUGUAAAAUAUGUGCCACUGUCUCAACUGCUUUCAUC
Messenger RNA from Alosa sapidissima (American shad), 6145 nucleotides. Its product is annotated as zonadhesin-like. The transcript has 27 exons. The record is from RefSeq and is a predicted model, not a curated record. Bases 32 to 5968 code for a protein of 1978 amino acids. Gene Ontology annotation, molecular function: protein binding. Lineage: Eukaryota; Metazoa; Chordata; Actinopteri; Clupeiformes; Clupeidae.